CUGUAAAGUGUAAACACAUGUUUGAGCCGAAUUUAUGAAAAUAAAAACUUAGUGGGUAAUAUUAAAUUAAUUAUUAAAGAAUAAAUUUAAUAAUGAGUAUCGAAAAUAAGAUAUCUGUCAAAGAACUUAACGAACUUGAAAUCAAAUACGUUACAGGUAGCUUAAAAAAUUGCAAAUUUUCUUUUCUUGCGGAUAAAACUGAUGAGCGUUAUCGUAAUGUACAAACAGCAUUAUGUACUAUAGCUGAAGGUAUAGUUAAUCAUGAUUAUCAAAAAGUUUUGCAGAUUAAAUUAUCUGAUUUUGAAAUCAAUCUUGUAACUUCUGAAUGUUGUGAAAAUGAACAGUUUUCAUUUGAAAAUGAGUUUCCUGAUGACGAAUUAUAUUCUUAUAUCUUACAUAUGAUUAUUCUUUUUAUCGGUUCUUCUGCUUUGCAGGAAUUUGUAAGAUGUAAUAUGUCCGGACCGAGUCAUUUAAAGAAUGAAGAGUUUGGAGUCAGUUCCGAAUUAUUUGCAAAUAAAAAUUUUUCACACUCUGAAGUAUUGCAGUAUUUAAGUAAGGAUAAAGAAGGCAUUGAUAGUAAUGUGCUUCAUCCUGAACUUUUAUAUUUAAGUUUACUAUAUCUUUCAAGUGUUUCAAAUAAUAAAUGCUUAACAAAUAAAUGGUGGUUGCUGCGAUGCACCCUAAUUCAUCAGUUCAUUUUACCCGAACGUGACAUACUUUUACAUGAUACAAUUACUUCUUGCAUUAAAGAAAUAUCUGAAAUGGAUUGGCUGAAUUCUAAUGACAGCAUUGCAAAACUGAUGUUUUAUGUUGAAAGUUCACAAAUUCAUUUGCAUUACCAUGAAGUUGUUAUUGCUAAAAAGUUCAUAACAGAAGCUCAAAUGCUUGUUGGCCUUGAUAUAGAACUUAGCGGGGCAUAUGGAAAAAGAACUCAAUUCCAGAAAAAGGCUGUUGCUCAGCUUUUUGUUAAAUUUAAAAGAAAUAAGACAAAGCAAGAAAGUGACAUAGUUUUAGAUAGCAACUUUUAUUGUCCCUUUGACCUCCAGUUACAAGAUGAUACAUUAUUAAAUAAAGUAGCUUUUAUUGAUAAUGAUGAAAAUAUUGUUGAUGAUCUUCUACCAGAAGAACAGAUUGUUCUUUUGGGAUUUUGUUUGUUAACAAAAAGAAGUGGUUCAUUUGAUGAACUCUUACAAGAAGAAAUUUUGGCUUAUAUUAAUUGUUUAUUAACACAGCCCAAAGUUUGGUCUGUUUAUUUAAAAGCCCUGAUAAUGAGAUGUAUUGCAGAAAAGAAUAAUUCUCGUCGAGUUGAGAGAGCAAUUAUGCAAAUGGAAACUAUUGUAGAUUCUAUUAGAAAAGAUUCACCUCCAUUUUCAGUCAGGCAGUUCAUGCUAUAUGCAACAGCUUUCCCAAUGUAUUGGAUAUUAGAAAAAGAACUUGCAGAUUUAUUACUUUCAGUAGGUGCUACCAAGUCAGCAUUGGAAAUAUAUGAAAGACUACAACUGUGGGAAGAUAUCAUAGUGUGCUACCAGCGACUAGGUAGAACAAUGUGUGCGGAAAAAGUAAUUCGUGAACAGCUUGCAGAAAGUGAAACUCCCUUACUGUGGUGUUUAUUGGGUGAUGUCACAGAUAAUCCAGAAUAUUAUUCCAAAGCUUGGGAAUUAUCUGAACAUAGAAGCACCCGAUCCCAGCGUUCCUUGGCAUAUUAUUAUUUCAAAAGGAAAGAUUAUGAAAAAAGCAUUCCUUUUUUUCUCUCAUCUUUGGAAAUUAACCAUUUACAACCAGAUGUAUGGUUUUCACUUGGAUAUGCUGCUACGCAAUUAGAGAAAUAUGAACUUGCCGCGCAGGCUUAUCGGCAAGUUGUCUCUCUUGAUCAAGAUAAUUUUGAGGCUUGGAAUAACUUAUCCAAUGCAUACAUUAAAACGAAGCAAAAGGUUCGAGCUUGGCGAAGUUUACAGGAAGCAUUGAAAUGUAAUUAUGAAGAAUGGAGAGUAUGGGAAAACUUCUUGUUAGUGAGCAUUGAUGUAGGAGCUUUUGAAGAUGUUUUUCGAGCAUGGCAUCGUUUGCUUGAUAUCAAGGGUAAGCAUCAAGAUUCCGAAAUUUUAGAAAUAUUAGUGAAUGCUAUUAGAAACGACUUACCUGAUAUAAAUGGUUCCCCUGCUUCUCGAUUGAAAAAACGUGCAUUGCAGUUAUUUGGAAGAUUAACUUCACUAAUUACAACAGAUUCUAAAGUUUGGGAAUUGUAUUCAUUAUUACUUUGUACAGAUGAAAGUUUCAUCAGUGAUAAAGAUACUCUAGAAAGAAUUGUCCAAUUCCAGCAAAAAGCGUUUCGAUGUUGCAUCCAAAAAGGACAAUGGGAAAAAGAGUUUUCAAUGUGUAAAGAAGUUUCGAGGAUUGCCUUAAGGCUGGCUGAAGUAUCUGUGCUUUAUGUCAAGAUUCUUGAGGGUAAUUUAAAAAAUCAACAAAAGGUCUCACUGAAAUUAGCUCUACAGAAUGUUAUAUGCAGAAUAGAAAAAAGUGUUGAUAAUUUCCAAGUUUCGGAGAAGGAAGAAUUAAAACUUUCAUUAACAUCAAUGAAAAAUUACCUUUUAGAUAUAGAAACUCUAUGACUUAUUUCAUCACAUUCUUGUAAAUCAUUGUUAAUACAUCGAUAAUAAUUUUGUUUUAAGUACUAUUAGUACUACAAGGCAUGUUUAUUAGGCCUUUUAAUCAAGGUCGCUAUAGGCAGAUUGCAAUAAUCUAGUGAGAGUCUAGUGAGCAAUAAUCUUCAGAGGAGUUGUAAAUAGUUUGUAUGAAACAAAUAAAUGUUUUUAGUACAUAAAAA
Messenger RNA from Stegodyphus dumicola, 2821 nucleotides. RefSeq names its product tetratricopeptide repeat protein 27. Lineage: Eukaryota; Metazoa; Arthropoda; Arachnida; Araneae; Eresidae. The record is from RefSeq and is a predicted model, not a curated record. Gene Ontology annotation, molecular function: protein binding.